GAAGGCUCCGCCGUGGAAGAGGUCGCCGCUUGCGCUAUGGAGCGGGCUCCCGCGGGGACGGAGAGGAGCUCGCAGGGUGUGCGGCCGGGGUGGGAGCCGGAGGGCGGCGGGCGUUGGGGUGCGGCCUCCCCGCCGCGCUCGUGCCUUGCCUGGGGAAUGCGGGCACUCGGCCUCGGGCGGGCUCCGGCACCCUCGGGCCGGCCCUGGGCGGGCGCUGCGUUGCUGCAGAUCCGGUGCUCCUGCCUUCCUCUCCCGGGCGGGCGGCCUUCACAGACCACCCGAGGGGACGGCAGGCGCUCUGGCAGGGUUGAGGACCUUGUCACCGCUUUAGAGACCUGGCUUCGGUCCAGCAAUUCAUGAUCAAGAGAUGCCAACACCAACACAGAUUUCUUCAUCCAGAGUCAUAAUGCACGUGGAUCUGGAUUGCUUUUAUGCCCAAGUAGAAAUGAUCUCAAAUCCAGAAUUAAAGGACAAACCUUUAGGUGUCCAGCAGAAAUACUUCGUAGUUACCUGCAACUAUGAAGCUAGGAAACUUGGAGUUAAGAAACUUAUGAGUGUCAGAGAUGCCAAAGAAAAGUGUCCUCAACUGGUAUUAGUUAAUGGAGAAGACUUGACCCGAUAUAGAGAGAUGUCCUAUAAGGUUACAGAGUUAUUGGAAGAAUUUAGUCCUGUUGUUGAGAGACUUGGAUUUGAUGAAAAUUUUGUGGAUCUAACAGAAAUGGUUGAGAAGAGACUCGAACAGCUUCAGAGUGAUGAACUUCCUUUGGUGACUGUGUUGGGCCAUGUUUACAAUAAUCAGUCUGUAAAUCUGCAUGACAUCACACACAUGAGACUUCUGGUUGGAUCUCAGAUUGCAGCGGAGAUGCGAGAAGCCAUGUAUAAUCAGUUGGGGCUCACUGGCUGCGCUGGAGUGGCUCCUAAUAAACUAUUGGCAAAGUUAGUUUCUGGUGUUUUUAAACCAAAUCAACAAACAGUCUUACUACCGGAAAGUUGUCAAGAUCUCAUUCAUAGUUUGAACCACAUAAAAGAAAUCCCUGGUAUUGGCUAUAAAACUGCCAAACGUCUUGAAGUACUGGGAAUAAAUAGUGUGCGAGAUCUCCAAACCUUUUCAACCAAAACAUUAGAAAAGGAAUUAGGAGUUUCAGUUGCUCAGCGUAUCCAGAAGCUCAGUUUUGGAGAGGACAACUCUCCUGUCACACCCUCAGGACCACCUCAGUCCUUUAGUGAAGAAGAUUCAUUUAAAAAAUGUUCAUCAGAAGUUGAAGCUAAAAAAAAGAUUGAAGAACUACUUGCUAGCCUUUUGAACAGAGUAUGUCAUGAUGGAAGGAAGCCCCAUACAAUAAGAUUAGUCAUCCGUCGAUAUUCUGAGAAGCACUGUGGUCGUGAGAGUCGUCAGUGCUCUAUUCCAUCCCAUGUAAUUCAGAAAUUAGGGAAAGGAAAUUUUGAUGUGAUGACCCCCCUGGUUGAUAUACUUAUGAAACUUUUUCGAAAUAUGGUGAAUGUGAAGAUGCCAUUUCACCUUACUCUUCUCAGUGUGUGCUUCUGCAACCUGAAAGCACUGAAUACUGCUAAGAAAGGACCUAUGGAUUAUUAUUUAACACCGUCCUUGUCAACAACGUCACACUCUGGCAAGCGCAGCUUUAAAGUGAAAGACACUCAUAUGGAAGAUUUUUACAAAGAGAAAGAAGCAAAUUGUGACUGUCUACCAAGUAGAAGAAUUGAAAGUACAAGAACUGGGGAAUCUCCACUGGAUACCACCUGUUUUUCUAAAGAAAAAGACAUGAGUGAAUUCCCACUCCACUCACUUCCUGACGGUGUUGACCAAGAAGUCUUUAAGCAGCUUCCUGCAGACAUUCAAGAAGAAAUCCUUUCUGGAAAAUCUACAGAAAAAUUUCAAGGGAAAGACAGUUUAAAUUGUCCAUUACAUGCCUCCAGAGGAGUUUUGUCAUUCUUUUCUACAAAGCAAAUGCAAGCCAGUCCCCUAAGCCCCAGAGAUAGUAUGUCCAAUAGCAAGCAGGUAUUGGCUGUGUCUCCUUGUGAGCCAGGAACGUCAGGUUUAAGUACCAGUAGUUCCUCUUAUCCAUCUUGCAGAAAGGAUUGUUCGUAUUAUAUAGAUAAUCAGUUAAAAGAUGAGCGAAUGAGUCAAGGACCUAAAGAAUCACCAGGAUUCCACUUUUCGAACACAAAUCCUGCAGUUUCUGUUUUCCAUUCAUUUCCAAAUUUGCAGAGUGAGCAGCUUUUCUCCAAAGACUGCAAUGCAGAUAGCCAUAAACAAACAGCAGCUACAACCUCUCAUCAGGGAAUUGUCGAAACUAGAGAACAAGACUCCACUGAUGAGAAAACUGCUUUUCCAUCUGACAUUGACCUUCAGGUUUUCUAUGAACUACCAGAAGAGGUCCAAAAAGAACUGAUAUAUGAGUGGAGGAGAACGGGGUCAGACUUCCACACUGUCCAUGAAUAAAGCAUGUUCAGAAAGGCUUCCAGAGAGCAAGGGGAUAAUCAGUGUCCUCAGGUGAGCAUCUCCUGAGUUCUCUGUAAUUAAACACUGAUACUCAGUGACAGAAAUGCAGUGUGAAGUGUUCGAGAAAAAGCAAGGAUGAGUGCAAGAAGUAAAUGCCAGGACAAAGGAAAAAUAUAACAAGCAAUAAUGUAAAAAUACCCUCCUCCUAUUUCUGCAUCUGUUUUAUAUUACUUUCCAAUAAAAGGAAUAUCAUGGUCAACAGUAAUGCAUUUAGUAUAGUUUAGGGUAAGAUGUUAUGUGCCAGUGUGCAAAAUACAGGUUCAUCACAGCAUAGCAAUGCUGUGGUAAAGAGCAGGAGUUUUCUGUAAAAUUUGCAACGUCCCAAGCAUUUCAGUCUAAGCCAGGUGUGGUGGUGCACACCUUUAAUCCCAGCACUUGGGAGGCAGAGGCAGGCGAAUCUCUGUGGUAUUGAGGCCAGCCUGGUCUUCAUAGUGAGUGCCAUUCCAGCUGGAGCUACAGGGAGACUCUGUCUCAGAACAACCAAUUAAAAAAUAUUUAGUCUGUAACACUAAACAGGAAAGCCUGUUGCCAGCUUUUAAAAUGUGUAUGUCUUUGGCCAAAGUACUGCAUACAAUUUAAUAAAUUGACUUGAAUUUUUGUUUUGCUUUUCUGUUUGUAUAUUAGUGCCCUACUGUGUAGCCCAGACUGAUC
This is a messenger RNA of Nannospalax galili (Upper Galilee mountains blind mole rat), 3172 nucleotides long. It is a transcript of the gene Poli, whose product is annotated as DNA polymerase iota. The transcript has 10 exons. The record is from RefSeq and is a predicted model, not a curated record. NCBI's taxonomy places the organism in Eukaryota, Metazoa, Chordata, Mammalia, Rodentia, Spalacidae. Gene Ontology annotation, biological process: translesion synthesis. Bases 368 to 2461 code for a protein of 697 amino acids. Gene Ontology annotation, molecular function: damaged DNA binding; DNA-directed DNA polymerase activity.